UAAAUAAAAAUUUUCUUCUCAUAAACACCCAGUGAGGGAUUACGAGGAGACGCCACUGCAGAGCGUCGCGGCGCUGCCAGUUAGUCACCCCUCCACAAUGGCGUCGCCGAAACAAAUCAGUUUCGGAUGAAUGGCGAAAUUCACGUUGUCAGUAGGUCGUAAAAUGCAAAAAUAGGGUCGCAGUUAUAAUCAAAACAGCCAAAUUCUCUACUCGCUAACCCAAAUCAAGUUAAUUGUCUUCCAUUCCUUCUGGCUUCUGGGCUGGAAAAUCGCCGAGGAAAGUGCAAUGCGACAUUCCUGUCCUGUGCGUUUGGCAACUAUACUAUUCUUCCCGUACUUAUGACUACUCAACUUGUAGGAAAAAACUGCGAUGGAGGUCACUACACGUGUUCCCCGCCUAAAGAUUGUUGCAAGCAAGGGUGCUGCUUCCUUCUGACCAAUACUUUGCAACGACCCUCUGCUGUACCUGCCAGUAAUUUCUUCACUCCGCUGUUCCUGGGACACUGGUACUUCUGGGUGGCGGUGAUGGCCACGGUUGCUGGGAUCUUGUGUGCCUGUUCCCUCUGGCGCCGCCACAGUCACGGGAGUCUGUGCUGCCGCGACUCCAGCAGAGACGAACGAGCUUCCGAGCCCGAUUCGAACGGAUCUUGCUACGCACCUCCUCAGUAUAGUAGAUGUAAUAGCUUUCAUCAGCCGCCUCCACCUUACUCUGAGGUGACUUCAAAGCCUGAUUUAUACCCUCUAGUGAUUAGUUACAACGGCGAUCCCAUAAUUAAGAACAACAACAGCUCCACCGGGUACUUAAUGGUGCAAUAUUUUCGUAAUUUUAUAGUACGGCCUGUCGGAUCGCUAUCCGCUACUAGCACAAUAGAUUCGCUCAGUUCGAGUUUUAUAUGUAACGCCGCUAACGAGGCCAACACGAUAAUCCCUCCUCCGUACUCUUGCAUGGGCAGUUUGGAAGAGGUAACCACCGAGGAACAAAUCACCCAAGCUCCAGAAGAACCUCAGCUGCCUCGUUCGGCGUCCCUGCUUUCCGGUGGCGACUUCUACCAGCCCACUAGUCCUAGUGCUCAAUCCCACUUAAGCACCACGAAUACCCCGUCCGCUUUAACCACCCCCUCCCACAAUCGGCAGAUUUCAAUCAGAGACAACCCUUGCUUUGGUCAGAAUGCAACGAAUAUUGUAAAUACUAACGUAAGCGACACUACGACGUUGCCAAAUCCAGUAGAGCAGUUAGCGACAGAUAGAGUAGAAAGCAAAAGCCAAAGUAACUGUGAUGCUUCGCCCUAUAAGAAAAUUAAAAUACCGAUGCACACACAAAAACUACCCAAAGACCGCAGUCAGGACUCCGAGAGUCAAGACGAAGACCACAACUUCUCCGACCUUCUCAACCUUUCGGUGUGCGUUCCGAGCAGCGUGGUCAACUUGGGUACUUCGAUCCAGUCGAACCACUACCUCCAGGAGCUGCAGUACAGCGUAACGAACAGCAUGACGGGGUCGGACAUCAGCAGUCUGGCUAACUUGGGGUCGCCGGAUUCGCCCCCGAGAGCCACGAGUCCGACGGUCGAAAUGAAGGAGUUGCUGGAUAAGAUCCAGCAGCUGCCGCAGCAGAAGAGUCCGAUGCCGCCGCAGGAGCCCAAGAGCAGCAGGAGCUGCUUCCACAGCAGAGCCAAGGCGAAGACGUUGUACAUGCCGCUGUACGAAGGGUCUAGACCUAAAGGUACUAAGAUGUUCUCGAAGGGGUGGCUGUCGAGGUCGGCUCCUAACACGCCUUGCAGCAACUUCGUGCCGAGUUUCCCUGUACAUAAAAAAGGGUCGAGCCAAAGAAGUAGCAAACUGGCCAUUAGUGACGGAAGUCCGUUGUUGAAGGAACACGAAGAGUCGGAAGAGGAUGCCAACAGGGACGAAUGCUUAUGAUAGGAAUAAGUUCUAAGUUGGAAUUUUAUAAAGUGCUAAUUAUUUGCAAAUUUUUGUUUGGUUUAGAUACUGCGGUUGAAUUGUGAGUCAAUUUAGCAAAACACACAGGUAUUCUAAAAAUCGGUAGCAAAAUUUUAAUAAAGUAGUAGGUAGAAGCGGUACACGAGGAUGUUAGUUAAUCCGGUGAAUCAUAAAUCGACACUGCUCAACUUAUUUUUACACUUGUACUUAAUCAAAACUAAGAAAUAACAAACAAAAGAUAUUUUAAACUAUAGUUACUAAAUUUGCAAAUAAUUAUCUUCGAAAUAUUCAUUAAUCUAGUUGUUUUCUAAACUGAUAAAAGGGCUAACGUUCAAGUGCACCAAGAACUUGCACCAAUAAUUUUCGUUCGAUCAAAUAUAUUUGUGGGCACUACACCUAUGGAACUAAAAAAUCGGAUCUAAAGACUGUACAAACAGUAGUUCGUUAUUAUUUUCCAGGCGCCCACAGCCAACUAACAUCAAUUUACAGUUGAAAAUUCUUGUCAAAAGCGUCUAAAGUCUCACGUGAAACAUCUUUUCCUGGCUAAUUAGAACUUCGUUAGGCACAACCCUUAGAAAACAAACUAUACUUAGCUCUGUUGCCUAAAAUGAAUAGUUCAGAAAUUCGACUAAAUCUAGCGUUUACAACUAUAGCCUACAGCUAGGUACUACAGUUUUAUAAUUUCAGAUUACACUCUAAUCCAGACAAGUAUAAUAGUGGCUGUUUUACAGAACUGCUUCUAAAUUUGAUCGCGCAUCAUUAAAAUAAAAUUUUCUAUAAAUAUUUGAUAUCUGGAUCGAAAAGAAUGUUCAUCGACAACCCAUUUUUCAAAUUUAGUAAGCAGUUGACGUGAUUAAAGUUUCUAAAUAUUUUUUGGUCGUUUUAGCAUAUAUGUGUUCCCUCGCUACUAUGUGUUUGUAGUCGUUGUUUUCUCUAAAUGGUACAUACAAAAGGCUCUAAUUUGUUAAGACGGUGACCUCGAAACGACAGAAUAUAAUAUUUUUGUAAAAAAGAACCUAGGGCAGAGGCUAAUAAAAUUCGUGUUCAAUUAUUAUAUUAUAUAAAGUAAAUGUUAAUAGUAGUAAUUUUAUUGUCUUUAAUAGUAAGUGAUGUCUAAAGGCAGUGUACUAUAUUUUUCUUUUGAUUUAAUUUUUGCAAAAGUGUACUUACUAAAACCGUUAGACUCUUGAUUUGUUUAUUAAUGAUGGAAGUUGCUUGUUAAAUAGAUGCCUUGGCCAUAUUUUUCAUACUACUACAAAUGUUACUUACUAUACCUAACAAGAACAAAGUGUGUACGUGGACUACGACGUUUAACGGUACAGAGUUAGUUAAUUUCUACAGACUUUGCUUAUCGUAAUACCCCAUAGCACUCACUAGCCGUUGUUGAAACAUAACGAUCUGUUAACAUUAACACAAUUUGUUGAUUUUGUUGAUUUUUCAAAGUUUAAAGCAAACUCGUUUAGUUUUUAUUAUAUGUAGAACCACACAUACUUUACAUUUUAAAUCAGUGGAUGUAGCUUAUCCACUGAUUUAAAUAACUCAUCGUUUCGUUUUGUGUAUGUUUUCGUUCAAACAGCGAUCUGAAAUGUAAUAAGAUGGUGAUUAAUAAAAAAAUAUUUCCGUGAAAA
Molecule: messenger RNA, 3566 nt
Organism: Zophobas morio
Lineage: Eukaryota; Metazoa; Arthropoda; Insecta; Coleoptera; Tenebrionidae
Exons: 7
Coding region: 340-1917 (525 amino acids)
Cellular component (GO): cytoplasmic vesicle membrane
Source: RefSeq, a predicted model, not a curated record